CAAGUAUGAUUACCAAAAUCCAGCAAUUAAUUAGAUUCCCCUAAGCUAUAGUAGUUAGGGGUUUAAUUACUUUCAUCACUGUAUAUUGAUUCAUUUUUCUAUUUAUUUGUCAUUCUCCCCCACCACCUCAUUAAUUAUUUCUUUUAAAUCAAUUGCACAAUCAAAGGUCACCAUACAUUAAAAAAUGCAACCAUAUAACUCACAUCAUUAAACAAAAAGAAUUAAGGGACAGAAAAUCAAGCAAAUCAAAGAGAAGGUGAAGAAGACAUGGGAGAGCAAGGUGAGCAGCUUCAAAGAUCAGUAACAUCAUUUAGAAGACAAGGCUCUUCAGGAUCUGUAUGGGAUGACAAGUUUCUUGCCGGUCUUUGGGAUCAGAGUCAGAAUCAGAAGCAACAAGAUGAGCAGUCUCAGCCUCAGCCUCAGCCUCAGCCUCGGCCUCAAAGCGAAUCAAGUGGCAUCAUGUUGGAGCGUAGUAGAUCAGGAGGAGGGGCAAGACAGCAUCAACGUCGGACGGUCACCGUGGCGCCGCCAUCCAAUGACCCUCCCUCCCCUAAGGUACCAACCUGUGGCCUUUGUGGAUUCUUUGCUAAAUCCAAUAAUAAUCCUAAGGUCAAGAAACGCAGGUGAUAUAUCUUUUUUAGACUUUAUUAGGUAGAUAAUGAUUUUUGUGAAUAAUGUGAACAAUAAACUCUAAAAUUCGUUCAAUAAAGUAAAAAUACGCUACACUUCUAAAUUAUUCACCAAAAUCUUAAUAUUAGGAUAACCAUCUGCACACCUAGUGAAUUGAACAUCCCAUAUAUCCAUUGUUUAAUUUGUUUAGUAUUUUUAUCGUCUAUCUAUACUUUUCCAUUUUUUUUUCUUUCUUUCUUAGUUAUGUUAUUAUGUAGUUGGUUCUUAGCUUCAACAUGUAAAUUAGUGGUUCUUGUAUCUUGGGUAAUUAUCCUUGAAUUAUUAUGAUUGCACAUCGACUUUGUUGUUUCCA
Arachis stenosperma is the source of this 982-nucleotide messenger RNA. RefSeq lists its product as uncharacterized. The record is from RefSeq and is a predicted model, not a curated record. The transcript has a single exon. Lineage: Eukaryota; Viridiplantae; Streptophyta; Magnoliopsida; Fabales; Fabaceae. The coding region runs from base 268 to 627 and encodes 119 amino acids.